GCCAUGCUUGAGCUUCCUUUAAGCUUAAGCGGAACCAGAAUGGUGCCAAAACUUGUGGUUCUGUAUUUGUUCCUCUGUUUGGCUAAUAUAAGCUUAUGCGAGGCCAGAAUCAGACAUUACAAAUGGGAUGUGAAGUAUGAGUACAAGUCUCCUGAUUGCUUUAAGAAGCUUGUUAUCACCAUUAAUGGCAGAACUCCUGGACCCACCAUCCUCGCUCAGGAAGGUGAUACUAUCAUUGUUCAACUUAACAACAGUUUGUUCACAGAAAACCUUGCCAUUCACUGGCACGGGAUUCAUCAGCAUGGAACUCCUUGGUUCGAUGGUACAGAAGGGGUGACUCAGUGUCCUAUACUGCCUGGAGACACAUUCAAGUACCAGUUUGUUGUUGACAGACCUGGGACGUAUCUGUACCAUGCACACUACGGAAUGCAAAGAGAAGCUGGAUUGUAUGGAAUGAUCCGAGUGUCACCUCGUGAUCCUGAACCCUUUACUUAUGACUAUGAACAAAGCAUUAUUCUUAAUGAUUGGUAUCACCGAAGUACCAACGAACAAGCCACGGGAUUGUCGUCAAAAACUUUUGUCUGGGUGGGAGAUCCUCAGUCACUUUUGAUCCAAGGAAAAGGAAGAUUCGACUGCUCUAAACUCACAGCUCCAAGCUUAGACGCUGGACUCUGCAACUUAUCAAACCCAGAAUGUUCUACCUAUGUACAGACAGUGAUCCCUGGAAAAACUUAUCGCCUCAGAGUUGCUAGCUUGACUGCUUUAUCAGCACUCAGUUUUCAGAUUGAGGGCCACAACAUGACUGUAGUGGAAGCGGAUGGCCACUACGUUGAGCCUUUUGUCGUUCAAAACCUGUUCUUGUAUUCUGGAGAGACAUACUCUGUUCUUGUGAAAGCAGAUCGAGACCGUUCCAGGAAUUACUGGAUCACUUCCAAUGUUGUUAGCAGAAACAGAACCACCCCACCUGGUCUGGGCAUUUUCAAUUACUAUCCCAACCAUCCACGGCGGUCCCCUCCGUCAACUCCGCCGUCUCCCCCGGCUUGGGAUGACGUUGAACCCCGGUUGGCUCAAAGCCUCGCCAUUAAAGCUCGCUCAGGCAGCGUAAUCCAACCACCGCCAACCUCAGAUAGAGUCAUAGUGUUGCUCAACACGCAGAAUACAAUAGAUGGUUAUCGACGUUGGUCGGUGAACAAUGUGUCGCUCACUCUUCCUCGCACCCCUUUCCUCGUUGCCCUCAAACACAACAUCACCGACGCUUUCGAUCAGACCCCACCUCCUGAUGGCUACGAUUCUCUUGGAUAUGACAUCUUCAAAGUGGCUAACAACACGAACGCCACUUCUAACAAUGGGAUUUACAGGCUAAAGUUCAACACGACGGUUGAUAUUGUACUUCAGAAUGCCAACACCAUGAAUAAAAAUAACAGUGAGACGCAUCCAUGGCAUCUUCACGGGCACGACUUUUGGGUUCUGGGGUAUGGGAAGGGUAAGUUUGAUGUAAACAGAGACCCAAAGAAAUACAAUUUGGUGAAUCCGAUAAUGAAGAACACGGUGGCAGUGCAUCCGUAUGGAUGGACAGCUUUGAGGUUUAGGACGGAGAAUCCAGGAGUGUGGACAUUUCAUUGCCAUAUAGAAGCUCAUUUCUAUAUGGGGAUGGGUGUGAUUUUUGAAGAAGGAAUUGAGAGGGUGGGAAAGCUGCCUUCUUCCAUCAUGGGCUGUGGUAGAACCAGAGGCUUUCGCAGUAAUAAUACUCCUUGAUAGAUUCUACUUCAUGUUGAAGGACGCACCAGCUAAUUUAGACUAAUUGUAAACAAUGAGUUGUCUUAGCAGUAGCCGUGAAAUUUGGCAUUGACAUAUUUGUAUUUGUGCAUGCGAUUAUGUACAUCUCUCCUCCCUAUCAAAAAAAGGGUUUCUUUUUUUAGGGCUAACUUUUUUUUUUUUUUAAUAAGGAAACUAUAUUAAACUAGUUUAGGAGAGGAGAGGAGAGGAUUGGAGAUAAAAUGGGGAGAGCAGGCAACCACU
Prosopis cineraria is the source of this 2019-nucleotide messenger RNA. RefSeq names its product L-ascorbate oxidase-like. The transcript is spliced from 5 exons. The record is from RefSeq and is a predicted model, not a curated record. The coding region runs from base 4 to 1755 and encodes 583 amino acids. Gene Ontology annotation, molecular function: copper ion binding; oxidoreductase activity. Lineage: Eukaryota; Viridiplantae; Streptophyta; Magnoliopsida; Fabales; Fabaceae. Gene Ontology annotation, cellular component: extracellular region.